This is a messenger RNA of Diatraea saccharalis (sugarcane borer), 1752 nucleotides long. Lineage: Eukaryota; Metazoa; Arthropoda; Insecta; Lepidoptera; Crambidae. The record is from the annotation of a GenBank genome assembly.
AUGGUAUAUUUUAAAUCAUCGCUAGCGGGAGUUCUGGUGGUUAUUGCAUUUACAGUAACAAACUCUCAACCCUAUGAGGUGAAGGGUAAUUUACCGGACAUAAAUUUAAUCGUGGAUUUCCUACAGAAAAUUUUAAAACCUUACAUCGACUCCGCGCCAAACGCAUCACCUAAUUUCCGAACGAGCUACAAAGUUUCCAAUAUAGAAAAGUUUGUAAAUAAAAAAGUUGAAGAGCUAAAAGCACUUUUGGACGAUCAUGUAGACGUUCCACUUGAAACAGAGAACAACAGUAAUAUAACAUUAGAAGGAGACGACGAGACAACUAUUAUAGAAUUCCUCCCACCUGCAAAUAAAACGAAACUACAUAGAAAUCAACUGGUAUCUCAUAAGGAUAGUCUGAAAACUAACAUAAAGAAAUAUAAAAAGAUGAGAGAGAAAAUAAAAAAAGCACUGCUAAAAGAAACCGUUUCCGAGAAAACACAACGCAUGGUAACAAAGACAUUUGACAAAAUAAUAGCGGAGCUGAUAAGUAAUCAAUGCACAUGGAAUAGUACUGCAAAUGAAAUGAAGAGAAAGAGGAAUGGCAUAGAGAAAUCUGCGGUUAUAACACGAAGGUGGAGUCAAAAAUGGAAAAAGUUGAAGGAACAAUAUUUAAGGUCUGUUGGAACAAAUCAAAGCAACGCACAGUUUCCAGGUGUGAAACUGUAUCGCUUUUUCGAACAGUUUCAUGAUUUUUUAUCUCAUAUAGUUGAUGAUACGGAUAAAAUAUCUGACCGUUACAAAAUUGUUUGUCAAUUUGUCGAGCAUAGUGAUUAUAGAGAUAGUGCUUUAAGAAAAGGUAGUAAAAUGAAAUUUAAUUGUGAUAACUUCAAAAUAUGCUCUGGAGAAAUUAGGACUUUCCUGGUCAAUCUUUAUAAUGUACUGAACAACACGGCAGUUAGCACUUUUAGAAAUUACGCGUCAAUGUACGUUAGAGAUGUGAAUACCGAUCCUAGUAAUGAAAAAGAAGCUGUCGUGAUGACUGUAAACGAAAUAGGUGAUUUAGUAGAACAAAAAGUCGAAGACGCUUUUAAAAUGCAGACAAGGAAACUUCAUUUGGACACAAAGAAAGACAAGGAUGAUAACAUAAAAGCUUUAAGGCGUUACAUUCACAAUUUGAUAGAUUACACUAAUAAUAAUAUUAAAAAAGAUCUCCCACAAAACUUACGACCGCUGAAACCUAAAUUACAACACUCCAUUUUUCAAGAUUUGAAUGUUAAUUUGGAUUUAGAUUUACAUAAUUUAAAAGAUGCUAUGGAAAGAGGCUUAUGUGAAAAAUUUAUUACAUGUAACGGUAAGUUUAUUGAGAGAAGACAAAACAAUGGUGUAAUGCUGGCAGACUAUUUUAGAAACAAUCUCUAUGUUAAACUACAAAUGUAUUUAGACGACGAGACGAAGGAAAAGCUUUCAGAAAAAUUAAGACAGACAACUGAAAUUAACGUAGUUGAACUUAAGAAAAAGAAACAUAAAAAUAAACCUAAGAAUCAUAAAGGCAAAAAACACAAGAAGACUCACUCAACAAGGUUUACUAUGAAACUAAUAGAUCCAGAGAUAGAAAGGAGACAUAUAAACGUUAAUAUUACUAGAACAACACUGAUAUCUACCACUAGCAACACUAAAUCAUAUGUGAAUAUUACCCACAUAAAAAGUACUCCUUCAACACCUGAUAAGGUUGUAUCUAUUAAGUAUACUACAGAAAUGUAUCGUGAUUGA